This is a messenger RNA of Linum tenue, 126 nucleotides long. Lineage: Eukaryota; Viridiplantae; Streptophyta; Magnoliopsida; Malpighiales; Linaceae. The record is from the annotation of a GenBank genome assembly.
AUGCAUUGGAUGGAUGCCCGGGCAUUGAGAAGGAAGGACGCUUUCAAAGGCGAAAGGCCAUGGGGAGAUACCGUCUGUGAUCCAUGGAUCUCCGAUCGGGAAACCGUAUCCAAGCUCCGUGGCUAG